Molecule: messenger RNA, 2278 nt
Organism: Camelus dromedarius (Arabian camel)
Lineage: Eukaryota; Metazoa; Chordata; Mammalia; Artiodactyla; Camelidae
Gene: GCNT3
Product: glucosaminyl (N-acetyl) transferase 3, mucin type
Exons: 4
Coding region: 510-1826 (438 amino acids)
Cellular component (GO): membrane
Molecular function (GO): acetylglucosaminyltransferase activity
Source: RefSeq, a predicted model, not a curated record
AAAACAUAGGCUUGAACUGCGUGGGUCCACUUAAAUUUUUUCAGUCAAUAUAUUGGGAAGCUUUUGAGGAAGUUUGCUACAACUUGAAAACGCUAGCAGAUGAGCAGUAUAGCUUUUCUCUUUCCCUCGCUGGAAAAUAGCCUAUUGGAGAAAUAGCCCGUCGUCAGCCUGUCUUCACAGGAAGCAAUGUUGAUGAAGGUGCUGACAGACGGUUCAUCCUACAAACAGACGAUGGAAACUUACAAGAUGGAUAAAUACGAGAUUAAGGAGGAGCCUGAUACGGUUUCCUGGACAUGCUGGGAAUAUUAGAAAAUGUACUUCGGAGAGGCUGAAAGAAGACCAGAGAAUAUGGUAUUCACAUUUGCUUCCACGGAAUCCAACCAAUCUUUCUUUGGGAAGAGAAACACAUCGUGGCAAGAGAUCUUCCCUAAGCAGGAAAAAAGCUCUUAAAGGAUUUCAUCCUCCUCCUUCCCUGUGCACAAACUCUGCCAAUCUCCCAUUCCACGAAGAUGACUUGGUGGAAGAAGAAAUUCUGCCGGAGGCAUCAUCUGUGGGCUUUGGGCUGCUAUAUGCUGCUGGCCCUUGUUGCUUUGAGACUUUCUCUCAGACUGAAAUGUGACGUAGUUUCCCUGGAUCUAGAGUCCAGGGACUUGCAAAGCCAGCACUGUAGGGACAUCUUGUACAAGUCCCUGAAGCUGCCAGCAAAGAGAUCCAUCAACUGUUCUGGGAUCACCCGAGGGGACCAGGAAGCAGUGAUCAAGGCUCUCCUGGACAACCUGGAGGUCAAGAAGAAGCGGGAGCCUUUCACAGACACUGACUACCUCAACAUGACCAGGGACUGUGAGCAGUUUAAGGCCAAAAGGAGGUUCAUACGGUUCCCACUGAGCAAAGAAGAAUUAGACUUUCCCAUCGCUUACUCUAUGGUGGUCCAUGAGAAGGUUGAAAACUUUGAAAGGCUGCUGCGAGCUGUGUAUGCCCCUCAGAACAUAUACUGUGUCCAUGUGGAUGAGAAGUCCCCAGAAACUUUCAAAGAGGCAGUCAAGGCCAUUAUUUCAUGCUUCCCGAAUGUCUUCAUGGCCAGUAAAUUGGUUCGGGUGGUUUAUGCCUCCUGGUCCAGGGUGCAGGCUGACCUGAACUGUAUGGAAGACUUGCUCCGGAGCCCGGUGCCGUGGAAAUACUUACUGAACACCUGCGGGACAGACUUUCCUAUAAAGACCAAUGCCGAGAUGGUCCUGGCCCUCAAGAUGUUGAAUGGGAAGAACAGUAUGGAGUCAGAGAUACCUACUGAGUACAAAAAGACUCGCUGGAAAUAUCACUACGAAGUGACAGACACGUUGCAAGUAACCAACAAGAUGAAGGACCCUCCCCCUGAUAAUUUACCUAUGUUCACGGGGAAUGCCUAUAUUGUGGCUUCUCGAGGCUUUAUCCAACAUGUCUUAGAGAACCCCAAAUCCCAACGGCUGAUUGAAUGGGCCAAAGACACCUACAGCCCCGAUGAACACCUCUGGGCUACCCUUCAGCGUGCACCAUGGAUGCCUGGCUCUGUUCCCUACCACCCCAAGUUUCACAUCUCAGACAUGACGGCCAUCGCCAGGCUGGUCAAGUGGCAAGACCACGAGGGAGACAUCAGUAUGGGGGCACCUUAUGCCCCUUGCUCUGGAAUCCACCAGCGGGCUGUCUGUGUUUAUGGGGCUGGGGACCUGCACUGGAUUCUCCAGAACCAUCACCUCUUGGCUAACAAGUUUGACCCCAAGGUGGAUGAUAAUGUUCUUCAGUGCUUAGAAGAGUAUUUACGCUAUAAGGCCAUCUAUGGGGCUGAACUCUGAGAUACACCUUGAGAGAACUGCUACCCGAGGGGCAGGAACAGAUGUAAACAUGCCCAGGACGUGCUGGGACAUUGUGGGGUGGAGACCGGGGCUCUGGAAUCCACGGCAUCCCCCGGUGGAAGGGGACUGCUCUUGGAGUGUGGGUGAGUCAGUCUGUUGCCCUGCAGAUGACUGCCCUGGGUGAAUGCUGAUUCUUCGCUCACCCCACUUCCAGUGGCUCCUCCACUGACUUUCUCAGAGUUGAGAAUAAGAACCAGCUACUUGGGUGAGUGAGGGAGGGAAGUGUGGCAGGAGACCCUGGAUUUCAGCUGAAUUCCUGGUGUCAGCUUUUCCACUCUUUGGAAAUGCCAUUCCUAGUAAUUCUAGGCUUAGUAGAGGGGAGGGGAUUUUGAUGGAAAGAGAACCUUCUAUUUUGUACUAUUAACUUAAAAAUAAAUAGCUUCUCAUUCAAA